UGUUUCACUUUGUCUCUUUUUGUAAAAUUAUGACAACAGAGGCCGCUAAACCCUACAAUGGCGCAACAUAUCCCAGCUUCAGUGGAAAGUGUUCCUAAAGAUUUAAGAAAUCUUCGUGCUUGUCUGCUGUGUUCCAUGGUUAAGACUAUCGAGCAGUUUGAAUUUGAUGGCUGUGACAACUGUGAAGAGUAUCUUGGAAUGAAAAAUAACAGAGACAUGGUGUAUGACUGUACAAGUUCAAAUUUUGAUGGAUUUAUAGGAUUGAUGGGACCAGAAGACAGCUGGGUAGCAAAAUGGCAGAGAAUAAGUCGUAUGUCCAAAGGAGUGUAUGCAGUUUCAGUAUCAGGUAAAUUACCAUCAGGAAUAAUAAGGGAACUUAAAAGUCAAGGUAUUGCAUACAAAUCCAGAGAUACCAGCACCAACUAGUUUAUUUUUUAAUUUGUAAUCCAACUUUUGUCUUGUAAUUAUCCAAAAUAGAGAAAUAAACGUGAUU
Limulus polyphemus (Atlantic horseshoe crab) is the source of this 493-nucleotide messenger RNA. It is a transcript of the gene spt4, whose product is annotated as transcription elongation factor SPT4-A-like. The transcript has 4 exons. NCBI's taxonomy places the organism in Eukaryota, Metazoa, Arthropoda, Merostomata, Xiphosura, Limulidae. The coding region runs from base 58 to 426 and encodes 122 amino acids. The record is from RefSeq and is a predicted model, not a curated record. Gene Ontology annotation, cellular component: nucleus; DSIF complex. Gene Ontology annotation, molecular function: zinc ion binding; RNA polymerase II complex binding. Gene Ontology annotation, biological process: mRNA processing; regulation of transcription elongation by RNA polymerase II; chromatin organization.